This is a messenger RNA of Lentinula edodes (shiitake mushroom), 576 nucleotides long. RefSeq lists its product as uncharacterized. Lineage: Eukaryota; Fungi; Basidiomycota; Agaricomycetes; Agaricales; Omphalotaceae. Bases 1 to 576 code for a protein of 191 amino acids. The transcript has 2 exons. The record is from RefSeq and is a predicted model, not a curated record.
AUGUUCAACUUUGGCAAGGCCAAACUUCCUGCUAACUGGCCUCCGUUGCACCACAAGUGCAACCGAAGCAAGUGUACCUUCCCCAACUACCCACAACCCGCUCCCGGCACAUACAAGUGUCGCGGCUGCGAGAAAGGCAAUUACUCCGUUUCACCUGCGCAGGCCAAAGAAGUCGACGCACAGAACCGAAAAGUUUUUUAUAUUCCUGGUCGUUCGCCCCCGUUGAAUGCUCGACGACAACCACAAUCUUGGGACUUGAACCAGGAGUUUCCUACUUCCGCGCGGGUCGGAGGACCCAAACAAGCGUCUCAUACCGACGUGCCUGCUAUAGCACGCAAAGUCGUUCAAGCCCCGACAGGUCGUAAUGGUCCUCAUCGUGCCGUCAUGGGGGAUACUGCAAUCCGUAACGCUCAUACGGUAUAUCCUCUAGGCUUAAAGACGAAUACUAGGCAGAUCUACGCUUCCUCCGAUCACACACUAGUGUCCAAUAAGGAUCCUCAAUCUGAUCGUGUGGGUUAUAUACUGGCCAGAGCUGAGCGUAGACCAGGCAGGCCCUACCGUGUCGUGAAUAUCUGA